Molecule: messenger RNA, 2314 nt
Organism: Oncorhynchus tshawytscha (Chinook salmon)
Lineage: Eukaryota; Metazoa; Chordata; Actinopteri; Salmoniformes; Salmonidae
Product: phospholipid phosphatase 2-like
Exons: 7
Coding region: 411-1370 (319 amino acids)
Biological process (GO): phospholipid metabolic process; signal transduction; phospholipid dephosphorylation
Molecular function (GO): phosphatidate phosphatase activity
Source: RefSeq, a predicted model, not a curated record
UUCACAAAAGCUCUGACGUCAGCUCUGGAUAGUGGCGAGUGUAAACGCACACACGCCUUUAGUUGGAAAAAGUUGCCCACUCUCAAUUUUCCGCAAAGGAAACGAUUUCAGACGUUUUUUUCUUCCGGCAUCUCUGCUUGCGAGGGGACAAUGUGCGACCCACACAUGUCCGUGUGUUGACAGCGCAGGACACUCCGUGUGUUUGGUGUAUACUACAGUUGUGGUUUUCCCUGACUCACCUAUAGAGCGUAGGCCUAAACAGGUAGACCAGGUAGGCUACGGGAGCGAAAUCCGGAAGAACAAGCACAUCUGAUUGUUCCCACUAUUUUUCUCUUACCUUUGCAACUGAACUUCUCCCAAUAACGUUUAUGCAGUUUUGAUAAUUCUUCGGAGAGAGUAGAAGUGUGAAGAUGACGGAACUACCAGUUCACAAGAAAAAUAUGCUGAUUCUAGUUGAUGUUCUCUGUGUGUUUUUCGCGGCCCUUCCGUCAGCGGUCUUGACGUUAAUGUUCAGCCCGUACCAGAGGGGUAUCUACUGUGAUGACGAGAGCAUCAGAUAUCCUUACAGAAGAGACACCAUCUCGCACAGGGCAAUGGCUGCAGUCACCAUCCCCUCCUCCAUAGUCAUAAUAACUACAGGAGAAGCGUACCUGGUCUACUCCAAGCGUCUCCACUCCAACUCUAACUUUAACCAGUACAUGUCAGCUCUCUACAAGGUGGUGGGGACCUUUCUGUUUGGAGCAGCUGUGAGCCAAUCACUGACUGACCUGGCCAAGUUCACCAUUGGCAGGCCACGCCCUAACUUCCUGUCUGUGUGUAAUCCCACGGUGUGUUCUGGGUACAUGCUGCAACUCAACUGUACCGGCAACCCUCGAAACGUCACUGAGUCCAGAUUGUCUUUUUACUCCGGACACUCUGCCUUCGGGAUGUACAGCAUGCUGUUUCUAGCAUUGUAUGUGCAAGCACGUAUGCAGGGGAAGUGGACUCGUCUGGUCAGACCCACAGUGCAGUUCUUCCUCGUGGCGUUUGCGUUGUAUGUUGGAUACACACGGGUUAGCGACUACAAACACCACUGGAGCGACGUACUGGUGGGACUGCUGCAGGGAACUCUCAUCGCUGUGCUCAACGUUUGCUACGUCUCUGAUUUCUUUAAGCUCCGCCCCCCUCCUCGCCGCCCACGAUCCGAGGCGGCUGAAGACGAACACCUAGAGGCCAAACCUGGCCUGGACCCAGACACACAACUACACAACAACCACUACGACUACACAACUACUUCAGCCCGAACACAGACUAACAACUACACAACAACCACUGCAACUACACAACAACCUCUACACAACAAUCACGGUAACCGUGGGGAAGUGGCGUAGACAGUAAUUUGUUGGUGGGUGGGCCUGCAGAAAUUUGGGUGGGCAAUUAUUUUUAAUUAAAAUGUUUUGUUGUUGGGGAAAGGAGUUAACUUCCUGCAAUGUUGCCAUUGGGCCAAGAGAGAAAUGUACAGUUUUAUAGCUGUUUAUGAAUUCUAUCUGAUGAUGUUUGCAUGCUUAAGUGAAAAGACAACAAAUAAAUAGAGCCCGACCCGUAUUGGAUUUUUGGGUCCGAUACCGAUUUUGGGGGAGGGAAAACUCACAGAUUACUGAUAUCUGUCGAUAUAUUGUUUUUUUUUUUGAGGUUGAAUGAAAAACAGACCAAAUUGUGCUUCAUAGGAUCAACAGAUACUCUAAAUGAUGAUUUCUUAACUAAAUAUUAUAGUUAACAUUAUUUAAGAACAUUUUAUUUGUGGUUUACAGGAGAUCCAGUGAAUACAAAGCUUGUUUAGUUGACUUUCUUAGGUGCAACUUAAAAAAUGUCUAUGGCAGUGGAAAAGAGGUAUGAAAAAGUGUUUGUGCUAAACCACCAUAAGGGUGAGUAGAUUUACUCGUGUUUUACAGCAGUCAAAGGUCAUGGAAACAAACACUUUAUGGCAACCUUGCAAUGAGAGUACGUAAUGACAAGCACAAGCUAGCUGUUCAUUAUGACAAUGUUUUCUUACAGAAACCAUAUUUACAUAACACUGUUAUUCAAUACAAAAUGCAUUGGCUAUACAUGUCAACUACAAAUGGCACGCGCUGAUGACUGAAAAUGUUUAUGCGUGCAAAUUCUUGCUGCGCUGGUUUUUGUCACACGUUCCCAACAUCGCGAGCUAGCUAACAUUAGCUACUUAUCUCAUAAUGAAUGCAAGCACAUGGCCUGAAUGAUAGACCUGCGCCAACUGUCUUGUUUUUUGCAGAUUGCAUAUUUCAGAAAACAAACUAAAUUAGCCCACUAGCUAACA